Messenger RNA from Cinara cedri, 4941 nucleotides. The record is from the annotation of a GenBank genome assembly. NCBI's taxonomy places the organism in Eukaryota, Metazoa, Arthropoda, Insecta, Hemiptera, Aphididae.
UUUUAUCCUUGGUAUAUACACGACGUCACUGUUAAUUGAGGUUAUAAACAUAUCAACUAUUCUCUUUCCUUCGCGUUAGCGUAGUGUUCGCGUUACUUCAUUUUACAAGUUUGACAAUAAUUUGACGUUUUAUAUUAUAGCAAAAUGCCACCUAAAAAUGAGAAAAAAGGUAACUAUAAAUAAUUCUUUUAUAUUUGUAUAGAUCCGCAGUUACAUAAAGUAUAUGUUUUGUAAAUUUACUAACCUUCCUUCAGUCAUCACAAGCACAUGGCUUAUUACUUAAGUUCUAUUAUGUUUGCUUUGUAUAAUAAUUGUUACCUGUAUUAGAAAUGAUCAUUAUGGUACCGUAAAUUGUAAUUCAUAUGAAAAGCCACAUAUGAACUAUAAAUUUCAUUUAUAGAUCGUGUAAAAUUUGUGUUCAAAUUUGUAUAAUACCUAUCUACAUUGUAUUAUAAUCAUAAUAUCUCAAACACUAAAGUCUCUCUUAGUACCUAUAGUUAAUUUCAUUAUUUUCUAUGUGCUUAUAAAAACUAAAUUAAAUUAUAGCUACUUUAUUUAUGUUCACAUAUUUGUCAAUUUUAUACAUUUUAUUUUCAUAUUAUGGUUUUUUACUAACUACCUGAACAGCUAAUUACAAUGUAUGAUAUUCUAUAAUAAAUAUUAUCAUAAUUUUUAAUUGGGUAAAUUACUUCAAUCAUUUUGCUUUAAGACAGGUAUCUAAAUGAUAAAAAUUGUAUGACUGGUGAAAUUUGGUAUUAAUUGACUAUUAACUAUUUUACUCGGGCUAAACCAGACUUGAAUAAUUUUAUUGCUAUCAAUUAUAACUACAACCAUGUUCAAAUAAAAAAAAAAAUUAAAAGAAAAAUAUUUAUGUUUUAAGUAUUUGUGUUUUAGGUGAGUUUCUGUAAUCAAAUUAGCUAUUAGAUUAUUUGAAUCUAAAUACUAACCUUUAACAUUAUAUAGCAUAUAUAUUAUAUUUUUUAAAACUAAAGAUUUAUUUUACCUAUUACUUGAUUAUGAAUGUAUUUAUGUAGGUAUAAUAUGUUUUAUACAUUACCUAUAUACUGAACAUAAACAACUUAAAUAUUAUACUUAACUAGUUGUGUAUAAUAUAAGUGUAAUAAAUGUACCUAUCUAUUGAAUUGUAGAAAGGUUAUCUACCCUACGGUUGUUUAUUAGAAUGUUAAAUGUUUAAACAAAACAAUACAUUUAGCAUUCUUCAAAGAUUAUAUUUUAUAAACUUUUAUCUUAUGCAUUUUUUAAAAAAAAAAUUUUUUUUUUGAAGCCAAACCCACUGCCUCUGGUAGUGGUAGUGGUGAUAAGAAGUCAUCAGGUAGUGAAAAAAAACCUGCAGCUGCUUCAACUGAGAAGAAACCAGAAAAAAAGCAACCUGCACCUGCUCCAUUACUUGAUACCAAAAAGCCUUCUGAUAAGAAGUCAGCUGACAAAAAAUCCGAAAAGAAAUCAGCCCCAGAGAAAAAACCUACUGCAACAGCAGUAACUGAAAAGAAACCCGCUUUGGAAAAGAAGCCUGCUCCAGAAAAGAAAUCUGCCCCAGAAAAAAAAUCUGCUCCAGAAAAGAAAUCUACUUCGGAGAAAAAACCUGCUGCUGAUAAAAAAGCAGCACCAGUGGAGAAGAAACCUGCCGAUAAGAAGAAAGCUGCACCAGUUGCUGCUGAGAAAAAAGCUCCAGCUGAAAAGAAAGCUGAUCAACCUAAACAAGGAAAGAGUGCAGAUAAAGGUACUAAGCGACCAUCUUCUGAAACUGAAAAACCUGGACCGGCUUCUAAGAAAUCUACCGCUGGAAAGGCUGAUGGCAAAGCUAAGAAAGAAGCAGAAAAGCCCAAAAAGGAAACAGCUUCCAAGAAAAAAGCUGCUGAUGCACCAAAAUCUGCCCCGGCUGCUAAGAAAGCUCUGAUUGACCCAGCCGCCCCGAAACCAGCUAAGAAGACUGCCCCUAAAAAAGAUAAGUCCAAGACUAAAGCCAAAACUGGAGAUAAAAAAGAUGCCAAAACUACUGAUAAGAAAGAUACCAAAACCGAUAAGACCAAGAAGAAGGGAAAAACCGCUGCAGCUAAGAAAAUGAUCAAGGGCGCUGCAGCUGCUGCUGCCGCUAAACUCAGAAAAGAAAGAAACGCAGAAAAGGCUGAAAAGAAGGGUGUUAAAGGACUGAAAGUUGGAUCGAAACGUGAUGCUGUGAAAAAGGCUUUAAAAUCCAAAAUCAGAGUUAGUUCGUGUUUAUUUUUUGGUUUAAUACUGUAUUGAUAUGUGAAUAUUUUUAUUUUAAGUCUUAUUUUUUUUUAGACUUUGAAAGGACCCCAUGGUACUAGAAUUCGUAAAAUCAGGUAUUCUGUACACUUCCGUCGUCCUAAGACUUUCCAGCCACCGAGAAAUCCAAAAUACCCAAGGAAAUCUGUUCCCAAGAGAAAUAGGUAAUAAAUAAAUGGUUUGAUGUAUUAUAUUUUUUUGGAAAAAAUAAACUAAUGUACAUUUAUAAUUGAACAAUUAGAAUGGAUGCAUUCAAUAUAAUCAAAUUCCCUUUGACAACUGAAUCUGCUAUGAAGAAAAUUGAAGACAAUAACACCUUAGUUUUUAUUGUACAUUUGCGUGCCAACAAGCACCACGUAAAAGCUGCAGUUAAAAAGAUGUACGAUAUCAAAGUGGCUAAAGUCAACACUUUAAUCAGGUAAAUUAUAUUUUUGAUAAUUUCAUGUGACUUAAUUAUCUGUUAUAUUUUUGGAAGUUAGGUAAUGAUAUAAUGAGAAUCUUUCAAAAGUUAAAGUAAUCAACUUAUAGCUAAUACAUUAAUAAUGAUUUCUUCUGAAUGUAUGAUAUGUCUUACUGAUUUCACAAAUUAUGCCCCAUAAGUUCUGAUAAAAAAAUAUUCCUUUCUUAUAUUGGUAUAAUUUACAUACAUUCACCCCUACUGUGUUUUUGAUGCUGAUAUAUUGUAUAUUAAUUGUUCAAUUUUUCUUUAUAUUAAUUUUAAUUAACUUAUCAUGCCAUUUAUUUGAUAUUCAUAUAAAUAUUAAAAAAAUAAAAAUACUAUUUAUGAUGAAUUAAUGUUUUAAACUACUCUUAUAUAUUUAGUAUUAAGUUAUAGAUCAUAACUUUUGUUAACUUAGUUUGAACAGAAAAUAUGCAUGAACCAUUAAUAUAUUUAUUGAGAAUCUAUAUUUAAAAAAUCUGAUAGUCAUUUGUUUGGUAUUAGUUUUUUUUUUAAAUUCUACUAAUAUUUACAGCAAUUUAAGUAAAGUGAUGACUUUGAGAAUAUCAUAUAUUACUUUUAAUAAAUGAUCUUAAAAUAUAUGCUGAUUAAUACUUAAUUGGUUGUGAAUAAUGUGAUUGAUGAUUUAUUUAUUAUGUAUUAAAAAAAAAACAACAUAAAAAUUGGUUUGUAAGCUAAAAAAUAAAAUUAAUUAAAUUAAUUUAAAUAAUUUUAUUAUUUCAUUACAUUUUCCAAACUAAAAGUUGCCAUAAGUACAAAUACAGCUAACAAUGUAGAAAUGACACUCGUUCAGCUGUUCAGGUUUUAUUUACCUGUCAUCUGGAGUCUGAACCUCUUCCAAGAAACAAAAAAAUGAGCCUGUACCUUUUUUUUUAUUUAUUGUUCUAUUACAAUUUCUGAAAAUUGUAAUAAUAAUAAAAUUGUGACUAGUAAUUUUACUUAAAUAGUGAUAUUAAUUUAUUAUAUGAUGACUUGUUGAGAAUCUCUCAGAUUUUCAAAACUAUAUGAUCGAAAAAUUUCUGUCUGAUAAUAAAAAAGUAUAAUUAAAUUAAGUAGUAGAAUAGGACUAUAUAAAAAAAAAAAAAAAACUAAAAAAUAAUUACCUUAAUUUAUUAUAUGAUGACUUAUUGAGAAUCUCUCAGAUGUUCAAAACUAUGUGAUUGACAAAUUUCUGUCUGAUAAUACUCAUCUACAUGGUAUAAAUCAAAUGUGCGCACAAAAAUAUUAAUCCAAAUAAAUAUAUACUUAUAUUUCAUAAUUCAGUACUAAAUAGGUAUUCCUGUAAAGGUUACUAUCUUGAGUUGUUUGGUUAAAUGUGUGACGUAUUGUUACAAGCUGUUUGAUAAAUUGGCAUAAUGCCCCAAAUUAAAAAAACUGAUUUUUCUGUAUUUGGAUGGUCAGCCAUUGUCAUAUAUUUUUAUUAUUAAUUAACAAACCACGCGGCAUGUCCUAACUUAACACUGCGACUAGGUUUGGGCUACAUUUACUAAUAAAUUGAUGUUACAAUUUAUCUGACGUGGACUGUAACACUUAAAGGGCUAUGGGGGAAGAAAGAUAAUAGUCAAUAUUCCUAAAAUGUUCAGUAUUGCAGUUUUAAAGUUUCAGGACUAUAUUUAAAACCUUAGUUAUAUCACUGACUGUGAUCUUUAUACCCAAACUUAAUUUGAAUGUCAAAAUUCAGACAGAAUCAAAUGAUAAUACUAUAAUUAAUUUUCCCCUUUGCCUUUCAUUUCUUAUGUUAUACUUACCAAAUAAGUCUGUCACUGUUAGGACAACUUAAAUAUUGUAAAUACUAAUAUUAUAUAUGGUUUGAGUAAUUUAAAAACUUUAAAUGAUGACUUUUGAGAAUAUCAUAUAUUACCAAAUUUUGUAAUAAAUGAUUGAAAAAUUUGUUCUGACAGUUUUUAAUGAAUAAAAUCUUGAUAAUAUUAUUUAUAGAUCAGUUUUGACACUAUUUUAUAGUUGCUAUUAUUUAUGUUUAUAUGGUUCUUGAAUGGUUAAAAAAAACUUAUACCAAACCUUAAUAAUAUUUUUUAAAUUUUAUUUAUUAUUUUUACUAAUUUUUAUUACUUUUUUUUAGGCCUGACGGUAAGAAGAAGGCGUAUGUACGAUUAGCACGUGAUUAUGAUGCAUUGGAUGUGGCAAACAAAAUUGGUAUAAUAUAAAUGUCAUAUUGUUGUAUAUUCACUUCUAUUUUAAUAUUAAAAUAAAAU